Molecule: messenger RNA, 1535 nt
Organism: Pimephales promelas (fathead minnow)
Lineage: Eukaryota; Metazoa; Chordata; Actinopteri; Cypriniformes; Leuciscidae
Gene: crebl2
Product: cAMP responsive element binding protein like 2
Biological process (GO): regulation of DNA-templated transcription
Cellular component (GO): nucleus
Molecular function (GO): DNA-binding transcription factor activity
Source: RefSeq, a predicted model, not a curated record
GCGCGGUGGGCGUCACCUGCGCCACAACCGGAAGAACUCUGUUAGCAUUCGGCUAAAAACACAGCCAGUUCUGUUGAUAAACAGAUUAAAAUCAUCUCAGUCGGUCUCUGUAAGCGUUUAAAGUCGAAUGAUCGAGGAUAAGAACGCGACUAAAGACCCACGCUGAGUGGAGAACGCGCAAUGGAUGACAGUAAGAUGGUGGCUGUUAAAGUGAAGAAGCCAGGCAAGCGCGGGCGUAAACCUGCUAAGAUCGACCUGAAGGCGAAGCUGGAGCGUAGUCGCCAGAGCGCCCGUGAGUGCCGUGCGCGGAAGAAGCUGCGCUACCAGUAUCUGGAGGAACUGGUUUCCAGUAAAGAGAGAGCCAUCUGUGCGCUGCGAGAGGAGCUGGACAUGUAUAAGCAGUGGUGUCUGGCCAUGGAUCAGGGCAAGAUCCCGUCGGAGAUUAAGGCUCUGCUAACGGGAGACGAGCAGAAAGCGCCGCAGAGCUCCAGCAACAAGAUCCCCAAGAACGGCAAGUUCGGCUCCACCGCGAACAAGACGUGUUAGGACCGGCCCGAGAUCCUGUACACACACACACACAGUGUUCCUGAGACGCCUCUUCAUAACCGGACGCCUCAGUCUUUAAUAAGCUUCAUUCCUCCCCGUAAUCUCCCGUUCACACUAGGAUGUUGAUCCGCCCGAUGUGGCUCAGGCUCUGUGUGUGACUCUAACAUUUCCUCUUCAUUUUACUUAUUUAUUUUGGAACCUUUUUGAUGAUGAAUGUGAUGCGUUACAAUCUGUUUAAUCCUUUACGACGUUAAAUAUUAGACAUUGUAAGACAGACUGUUGCCAAAAUCUUUUUGCACUUUACAACCAUUUGAAUGAUACCAACGCGUAGCACUUCCCGCUCUUAUUGAACACGCAGAUUUUAGUUCGUUGUUGAUUAUAUAUUUAUAUCACUAACUGAACCUAAAAGCACUUUCCUCGAAAAAAGCUCGAAUUUUUGUACUUUUAAGUUUUGGUCUUUUCCGCAGCCGAUCCGGAGAAUAGAAUUAUAAUCCCAAACCGGAGAAUAGAGUUAUGAUCCCGAACCGGAGAAUAGAGUUAUGAUCCCGAACCGGAGAAUAGAGUUAUGAUCCCGACCCGCUGCGAUCCGGAGAAUAGAGUUAUGAUUCCGAACCGAAGCUGAUCCGGAAAAUAGUUAUAAUCCCGACCUGCUGCGAUCCGGAGAAUAGAGUUAUUAUCCCGAACCGGAGAAUAGAGUUGUUAUUAUUCCGAAAUGGAGAAUAGAAUUAUGAUCCCGAACCAGAGAAUAGAGUUAUUAUCCCGAACCGGAGAAUAGAUUUAUGAUCCCGAACCGCAGCUGAUCCGGUGAAUAGAGUUAUGAUCCUGAAGGCUACAUCUGUAUGGUUUAGAGUUCAAAUGUAUAUUUUUAUAUGACGUGUUUGAAAUGUAGGUUGUAAUUUGUUGCUGAAUAAAAGCAUGUCUUAUUAUUAAACAAUGUAGCUUUGCUUUGUGAUUAUGAAUAUCUGUACAAUAUAAAGAGUGGAUCUGAA